Arachis stenosperma is the source of this 2680-nucleotide messenger RNA. Its product is annotated as receptor-like serine/threonine-protein kinase SD1-8. Gene Ontology annotation, molecular function: ATP binding; protein serine/threonine kinase activity. Gene Ontology annotation, biological process: protein phosphorylation; recognition of pollen. The coding region runs from base 110 to 2590 and encodes 826 amino acids. Lineage: Eukaryota; Viridiplantae; Streptophyta; Magnoliopsida; Fabales; Fabaceae. The record is from RefSeq and is a predicted model, not a curated record. The transcript is spliced from 7 exons.
UUCUAUCAAGAAAUUAACGAAUUAGUCAACAGCAUUAGCUUCUUCUAUACUAUCCUCCAACCGAUCACGACAACCAUCAAUCACACACUACUCUUAACUUUCCACCAACAUGAGAAUCUUCUUCAACCACCUUAACUACCUCAUCAUCAUUCUUAUUAUCACUCCACCAGCCUCUUCCGACACUUUAACGGGAAAACAAAUCCUCAGAACUAACCAAACUCUAUUGUCACAAAACCAAACCUUCGUGCUGGGCUUCUUCACAGGUUCCAACACCAAUUAUUACCUCGGAAUAUGGUACAACAACAUCAAUCCUCAAACAAUAGUUUGGGUUGCAAACAGAGACAACCCCAUUGACAACUCUACAGGCUAUCUCAAGAUCGGAGACAAGGGAAACUUUGUUCUUCUCAAUUCAUCCGGGAACCCCGCAUGGUCCUCCAACCAAACCAACGCCAUGAAUCCAGUUCUCCAGCUCCUCGAUACAGGUAAUCUUGUUCUCAAGGAUUCAUCAGACACGACCAAUAGUAACUACUUAUGGCAGAGCUUCGAUUAUCCAACCGAUACCAUGUUACCGGGGAUGAAGCUUGGUUGGAACUUGGACACAAGAACAGAGAAGCACUUAACAUCAUGGAAGGUCGCAGGUGAAGACCCUUCAAGCGGUGACUACACUUUGAAGAUAGAUUACCAUGGUUUACCAGAUAUUUUCAUCAGGAGAAACCAAACUAUAAUAUUCCGAACUGGUGAUUGGAAUGGUGAGAGAUUCACUGGGGUCCCAGGGAUGGGAGACAACAUAAAUGAAAUCAAGUACAAUUUCACUUAUGAUGAGCAUGGUGUGUGGUACUCUUACUCCGUUACAAUAGCUUCCUUGUUGUCGAGGUUAAUCCUGACAUCUGAUUCUGAUGGCCAGUAUCAACGCUACAUGUGGAUACAAGGAACAUGGAGCAAGUUCUCGUACGUACCAGCGUAUCAAUGCGAUUACUACAGAGUGUGUGGUUCAUAUGGAGUGUGUGACAAUGAUGCUUCGCCGAUUUGCACUUGUGUGCAGGGGUUCAGGCCUAAGAACCAAGAAGCUUGGAACUUGAGAGAUGGGUCUGAUGGGUGUGUGAGGAAGACGGUUUUGAAUUGUUCGACUGACAAGUUCUUGCAUCUUGAGAACAUGAAGAUGCCGGAGACAAGCAGCGUGUUUGUGAAUAAGAGUAUGACACUUGAUGAAUGUGGGAGUUUGUGUAAGAGGAAUUGUUCAUGCACUGCAUAUGCAAACAUCGACAUCACAAAUGGAGGAAGUGGCUGUGUUAUGUGGCUUGAUCAACUCUUUGACAUGGUUGUCUUCCCUAAGAAUGGCCAAGAUCUCUAUGUCAGACUGGCCGCUGCUGAUAUAGGAUCUACUAGCUCCAACAAGAAUCAUAGAGUAGAUCUGGCUAUUGGCAUCACACUUAGUGCACUUGUUUUAGUUUUGGGAUUGGUUGCUAUUUGUUACUUAAGGAAGAAGAGCAAACAAAAAUCAAGAGGUUUUGUCCACAGAAGUCAUGAAUUCUUAAUGAAUGAGGUGGUGCCUUCUGUUGAAAGGAACAUGGAUGAUUUAGAAUUGCCAAUGUUUGAUUUUGAUACUUUAACAAUGGCUACAAACAAUUUCUCUCAAAAUAAUAAACUUGGAGAAGGAGGCUUCGGUAAUGUUCAUAAGGGUAGAUUGGUUGAUGGUCAAGAAAUUGCUAUAAAAAGAUUAUCAAAAGACUCUGGACAAGGAAUAGAAGAGUUUAAGAAUGAAGUCAAGUUAAUUGUCAAACUACAACACCGAAAUCUUGUUCGGUUGCUUGGUUGCUGCAUUGAGAAGGACGAGAAGAUAUUGGUUUAUGAGUAUAUGGAAAAUAGAGGCCUGGAUUCCGUUUUGUUUGACAAAUCAAAAGGACCUUUGCUUGAUUGGAAAAAACGUUUCAAUAUUAUAUAUGGUAUAGCUAAAGGGCUUCUAUAUUUGCAUCAAGAUUCAAGAUUUCGAAUUAUUCAUAGAGAUCUUAAGACAAGUAACAUAUUACUAGAUAGUGAAAUGAAUCCAAAGAUAUCAGACUUUGGGAUGGCUAGAAUUUUUGACGAAGAUCAAAUGCAAGCAAAAACACGUAGAAUUGUUGGAACAUAUGGUUAUAUGUCUCCAGAAUAUGCUAUGGACGGAAAUUUCUCGGUAAAAACUGAUGUUUUUAGUUUUGGAGUUCUAGUAUUGGAGAUCAUAACUGGAAAGAAGAAUAGAGGGUUUUACAUUGAUAACGAUGAAUUGAAUCUUUUGGGAAAUGUAUGGAGGCAUUGGCAUGAAGGAACUGUAUUGACAUUGAUUGAUCCAUCCAUUGGCAAUUCAUACAUAGAGUCUGAUGUUAUAAGAUGCUUACAUAUUGGACUUUUAUGUGUUCAAGAACAUGCAGAAGAUAGACCAACAAUGUCUUCAGUGAUCUUCAUGUUAAAUAAUGAAGUUCCAUCAUUGUCAUAUCCUAAAAAUCCUGGAUUUUUUGCAAGAAAAAGUCAUCCAGAGACCGAUUCAUCUUCAAAUAAACAAGAUGAAAUAUGGAGUGUGAAUCAAGUCACAACGACAAUGUUAGAUGCUAGAUAAUUAAAGAAAAAGGACAUCAUCCAUGUUUACUUUUGUAUAUAUUCUGAUCUCAAACUUUAAAAAAGAAAAUAGAGACACAUUCUACUUCCA